Messenger RNA from Argentina anserina (silverweed cinquefoil), 3079 nucleotides. Its product is annotated as tRNA ligase 1-like. Lineage: Eukaryota; Viridiplantae; Streptophyta; Magnoliopsida; Rosales; Rosaceae. The record is from RefSeq and is a predicted model, not a curated record. Gene Ontology annotation, biological process: tRNA splicing, via endonucleolytic cleavage and ligation. Gene Ontology annotation, molecular function: RNA ligase (ATP) activity.
AAUCACUUGUUGUGAAAGCAGCUUGUUUUUCACGGAUAAAAUGUUGGGGAAUUUGAGUGUAGACGGCUCGAACUCGAUGUAUGCUCAGGUGCAAAUACGAGCUACAUUCUAUCCGAAAUUUGAGAAUGAGAAGUCUGAUCAGGAGAUUAGGACUAGGAUGAUAGAGAUGGUGUCGAGAGGUUCGGCUGCGUUGGAGGUUUCGCUUGAGCACUCGGGGUCGCUUUUCACGUACGCCGGUAGCGAGGGAGGGGCGUAUGCGAAGAAUAGCUUUGGGAAUAUAUACACAGCUGUGGGUGUGUUUGUUUUGGGGAGGGUGUUUCGUGAGGCGUGGGGGUCCGAAGCGGCGGGAGUGCAAGGGGAGUUUAAUGGAUUUUUGGAGAGGAGCCGUAUGUGCGUGUCGAUGGAGCUUGUGACUGCUGUUUUGGGAGACCAUGGACAGCGUCCGAAAGAGGAUUUUGUUGUGGUCACGGCUGUUACGGAGUUGGGAAAUGGGAAGCCAAAGUUUUACUCGACUCCGGAGAUUAUUGCAUUCUGUCGGAAUUGGCGCCUGCCGACAAAUCAUGUGUGGCUGUUCUCAACGAGGAAAGCAGUGGCGUCGUUUUUUGCUGCAUUUGAUGCUCUGUCUGAAGAAGGAACGGCUACAACUGUAUGCAGAGCUCUCGAUGAAGCUGCAGAUAUAUCUAUACCAGGUUCAAAAGAUCACGUCAAGGAGCAGGGUGAAAUCUUAGAGGGUAUUGUUGCUCGUAUUGUAAGCCAGGAAAGCUCAAAGCAUAUGGAGAAAGUCUUGAAAGAUUUCCCUCCUCCACCAAUGGAAGGAGCUGGUCUUGAUUUGGGACCAAGCCUAAGGGAGAUUUGUGCUGCAAAUAGGUCAGAUGAAACACAGCAAAUAAUAGCACUUCUAAAGGGUGUCGGUUCCUCUUUUUGUCCUGAUCAUUCGGACUGGCUUGGUACUGGAGCUGGUGAUGCGCAUUCUAAAAUUGCAGAUCAAUCAGUUCUAUCAAAAUUUUUACAAUCUCACCCUGCUGAUUAUUCUACCACAAAGUUGCAGGAAAUGGUUCGUGUGAUGAAAGACAAGCGUUUACCUGUUGCCUUUAAAUGCUACCAGAACUACCACAAGCAGGGUUCCAUGUCCAGUGACAAUGUUUUCUAUAAAAUGGUCAUUCAUGUCCGUAGCGACUCUGCAUUUCAGCGUUAUCAGAAAGAGAUGAAGUUGAAGCCAGGACUGUGGCCUAUAUAUCAAGGGUUUUUUGUCGACAUUAAUCUGUUCAAGGCAAACAAGGAGAGAGCUGUUGAGAUCGCAAAGAACAAAAGCAUUGUAGUGGACAGUGAUGGUGGCUGUAGUAUAUUGGGAAGACAUGGGUUCGCGGAAGAAGAUGCAAACCUAAUGAUCAAAUUAAAGUUUCUUACAUAUAACCUGCGAACGUUUUUGAUCCGCAACGGUUUAUCAAUUCUAUUUAAACAGGGUGCAGCUGCUUACAAGGCCUAUUACUUGAGGCAAAUGAAAAUAUGGGGCACUUCAGCAGGAAAGCAGAGAGAACUCAGCAAGAUGCUUGAUGAAUGGGCUGUGUACAUAAAAAGGAAAUGUGGAAACAAACAAUUGUCAUCAUCAGUGUACCUCAGCGAGGCUGAGCCUUUCCUUGAACAGUAUGCAAAACGCAACCCACAGAAUCAGGCUCUUAUAGGAUCUGCUGGAAACUUAGUGUUGGCUGAAAACUUCAUGGCCAUAGUUGAGGGAGGAAGGGAUGAAGAGGGUGAUCUUGAGAAGGAGUCUGUACAAUCAAGCCCCAGUGCCUCCGUUGCAGACACAAUUCCAAAGGCUGAGGGUCUGAUUGUAUUCUUUCCUGGACUACCUGGUUCUGCCAAGUCAGCACUAUGCAAGGAACUACUCAAAAUCCCUGGAGUAUUUGGGGAUGAUCGGCCAGUUCAAAGUCUAAUGGGUGAUCUUGUUAAAGGAAAAUAUUGGCAGAAGGUCGCUGAUGAACGCCGGAAAAAACCAUAUUCUAUAAUGCUCGCAGACAAGAAUGCACCAAAUGUAGAAGUGUGGAGACAGAUUGAAGACAUGUGCCAUAGAACUAGGGCAUCUGCUGCACCAGUUGUCCCUGAUUCUGAAGGAACUGACUCAAAUCCCUUUUCGCUCGACGCAUUAGCGGUUUUUAUCUUUCGUGUGCUGCAACGUGAUAAUCAUCCGGGUAACCUUGACAAGAAUUCUCCCAAUGUUGGCUAUGUUCUGCUAAUGUUUUAUCACCUCUAUGAGGGGAAGACUCGCAGAGAGUUUGAUUGUGAACUAGUUGAGCGUUUUAGUUCACUUGUCAAAAUCCCAGUGCUGAUAUCGGACAGGAAUCCAUUACCAGAUCCUGUAAAAUCAACUCUUGAGGAUGGAAUUAAAUUAUACAAUCUUCACACCAGACGACAUGGAAGAUUGGACUCUAGCAAAGGAGCCUACAAAAAAGAGUGGGCUAAAUGGGAGAAACGGUUGCGAGAUGUUUUGUUUGGCAAUGCACAUUAUCUUAAUUCUAUUCAGGUUCCGUUCGAGUCUGCUGUUAAGGAAGUAUCAGAACAGCUGAGAAAGAUUGCAAAAGGUGAGGUCCGUGAGGAUAAGACUCCUGAGUAUAGGACACCAGAUUCCGGGAAGAGGAAGAUCUCGACCAUUACAUUUGCUGCCAUUACCCGUUUGCUUGAUAAUUUGGCUGGGAAACAUAGUAAAGCUGAAGCUUUCUUAAGGGACAAGAAUUUGGAGAACAGCAUUAAUAAAGCUCAUGUUACUCUAGCGCACAAGAGAAGUCAUGGUGUUACUGCGGUUGCUAAUUAUGGGACCUUUCUGCACAAACAGGUCCCUGUGGAUAUAACUGCAUUGCUCUUCACGGAUAAAAUGGCUGUAUUUGAAGCCUGUCCUGGUACUGUCGAAGGUGAAAGAGUCAUCCCAAAAAAUGAGUGGCCUCAUGUUACCUUAUGGACUGCAGAGGGUGUUGGAGACGAGGAGGCCAACUCGUUAAGCAAUUUGCAUUUAGAGGGCAAGUAGGCUACCCGUAUUACGAUUGACCCACCUGCCACCAUUCUGGGGACGCUGGAGUUUUAUUGA